AUGCUCGAGGAGAAGCUGCUCAACCUGGCCCUUCCGCCUUUCUACCACCAGUACAUCGCGGUUCUCGCUUUGGGCUGCCUCGGCGAGUUGACCACAUUCAAGAGUCGGCUGCGAUACUUCACCAGGAUCGGAUACAGGGUUUCUCGAAAGCUGAAACGAGAGCCACUCUUCUUCCUCCUACCGGUGAGUGUGGUGUGCCAGCUGAGCCUGAUCCUUCCAUCGGCGAGCCCUAACAACGCCAUGGCCUUCGAGUUGGGCAGCAUGACUUCGCUUCAAAUGAUCGUGCCCGGCUUCAUCAUCAAGGCCCUGACGAUCGUGCUCUACAUGACGCUGAUAAACCUCACCAUGUCCCCGAAUGAACAAUCCGAAGGGCAUGCCGUCGUGAACUACACAAGCAACUUGGUAUCAGGCGACCAAGAUGCAGCCAGCGUGGUCAUUGAUGUUGCGCACGUUGCUUUUGAGUGACUUGAGUGCGCACGUUGCUUUUGAUUGAACAAUGUCCUGUUCAAUGGUCGGCAUAUGAUGUCGUCAUUCUUAAUAUAUUUACGCAAUGACAAGCUUUGCGAGUUUUUCCUGAAAUAAGCAAUUAUUAUUGUCCGGGUUUACAGACCCAAAACUAUG
Rhipicephalus microplus (southern cattle tick) is the source of this 621-nucleotide messenger RNA. Its product is annotated as solute carrier family 13 member 4-like. Gene Ontology annotation, molecular function: succinate transmembrane transporter activity; citrate transmembrane transporter activity. NCBI's taxonomy places the organism in Eukaryota, Metazoa, Arthropoda, Arachnida, Ixodida, Ixodidae. Gene Ontology annotation, biological process: succinate transport; citrate transport; transmembrane transport. Gene Ontology annotation, cellular component: plasma membrane. The record is from RefSeq and is a predicted model, not a curated record.